Molecule: messenger RNA, 639 nt
Organism: Suillus clintonianus
Lineage: Eukaryota; Fungi; Basidiomycota; Agaricomycetes; Boletales; Suillaceae
Exons: 6
Coding region: 1-639 (212 amino acids)
Source: RefSeq, a predicted model, not a curated record
AUGUGCAAGGGUGGGUGUUCAAUGCUGACUCUCACUUGUCCGAAUGAGCGAUUGCUGGAGGAGAUAAGAUCUUUCGAGAUCACGUCGCCUGUGUUGCAUGUUGGAGCUGCGAAGAGAGACAUGCUUGGCUACGCAGCUAAUAUCAUGACCCCAGUUCCCACUGUGACAUCAUUCCAGCGCCCAAAAUCAAGCUCUGCAGGGGGUGAUUCGAACGUGACCGUGCCAAAAAAAGCUCAAGGUCACAGUGUUAAGAAAUCGGCUUAUGGAUUCACAAGCGAUUCGGAAGGAUUGAAGUUUAACAAGCGUGGCUGGCUCCAAUGGCCUUCAGGCUAUGUGUGGUAUAAUGCUACGCAAACCGUUAACGUUUCUACUGUGAAGGUGGAUGAUAGUUGCGAGAUUAAUGCAACAGUGCAACAUAUCUACCGUUAUUUAGAUAUGAUCAAUGUGCAUCAAAGGCCCAAAGGGUUCGCGCGGCGCGCGCGGUCGAGUGAUCGUGAUCGUCGGAGCGCUCCGAGUCCAAGAGCGAAUGAAUCCCCGCGAUCACUGCCACGAGUCAUGACGGAAACUUCGAAAGCUAGUCUCCAGUCUUUGUCUGUCCUCGUGUUGGGGGUAACCAAAACGAAUACCGAGGACACGUAG